AGACAAGUAGCGUCGGCAAAAGAGGGACGGACCUCGGCUUGACCCCACAUAACAAGUAGCCCGUCGGCACAUUAUGUAUACAUAUAGCACCUGCAGGAGCAGCCUAACAUUGUUUUGUUUUCAGUAGCAUUACAAAUUUACGAAAUGUCUGAUUUCUCCGCUGACCUGUGUCCGGCAGAUCCCCAAGGCCCAGAUAUCCUUGCUCGAGAGCGCGGAGGGUCCAACAUUAAUGUCAGCCAGCUUGCGCAACAUUUGUUCCAGCGCGAUGGCUUGCUCGAGCGCCAAAAGAAGAUCUUAAAGAUCAUUGAGAACAGACCAUAUUUCUCGAAGAAGAAUCAGCUUAAUCUUGCACGGCCACAUAGGUAUCAUCUGUCGCUGGCUCGAUCAAAGGAGCUUCGCCGGCUUGCACUGCAGUAUGGCUGGGACGCCCAAGAUUACCGGGUUGCGACAUACCUUGUAGGCGAAGUUGCUCCGUAUUCACUCCACCCUCUCAUGUUUGCGACUUCGAUCCGCGAGCAGGGCAGCGAGGAGCAGAUCACGGAGUGGAUGCCGCGGACUGAACGCUGGGAGAUCAUAGGAUGCUAUGGGCAGACGGAACUAGGCCACGGCAGCAACGUGAGAGGCAUAGAAACCUACGCGAGAUGGAAUCCGGACACCAAGGAUUUCACCAUCCACAGCCCGACAUUGACCGCCGCAAAGUGGUGGAAUGGAUCGUUGGGCCGCACUGCCAACCAUGCCAUCAUUGUUGCUCAGCUCCUGCUGCCUGACACCAAUGGCAAGCUCAAGUCGUAUGGCCCGCAUCAAUUCAUCUCACAAAUCAGAGACAUGACGAUGAACAAGCCCCUCGACGGCAUCGUGAUUGGUGACAUUGGUACCAAGUUUGGUUAUGCGGGCAUGGACAACGGAUACAUGCUGUUCAACAACUUCAGGGUACCUCACAAGGCACUGCUUUCCAAAUACACGGGUGUGAGCCGCGAUGGAAACUACAUCAAGCCGGAGAAGCAGGCCAUUGUCUAUGGCAGCAUGACCUUUGUCCGUGCCAGCAUCAUCAUGGAGAGCCGACUUGUCCUUGCAAGAGCGUGCACCAUCGCGGUGCGAUACUUAUCCAUCCGGCGACAAUUUGCUGACCGCGAUGAUCCAGCUGGGCCGGAGCGAUCUGUGCUGGAUUAUCCCUCAGUACAGGUCCGGAUCCUCCCUCUGGUCGCGGCAGCGUAUGCUCUGCACUACACGGGAGAAGCAAUGUUCAAUCUAUACUGGGAGACUCGUGCCGACAUUGAGCGAAAGGGUGAUAUGUCUCGGCUUGCGGAGCUCCAUGCAACAUCUUCUGGUCUCAAGGCGGCUUGUACGUUAAUCACUGCUGAUGGAAGCGAAACCUGCCGUCGUGCAUUGGGUGGCCAUGGCUUUGGUGGUGGAAGCGGUAUGGUUCCACUCAACACUGAUCACCUCGACAAGCCCACUGUUGAAGGGGACAGCUGGAUGAUAUCGCAGCAGACAGCUGCCUAUCUCAUCAAGCACAUGACCGAAGCUGUUGCAGGACGAAGCUCAGAGCCCAUCGAUGGCCAAUUCACUGCCUAUCUGACAACUCGCAACAAUGACUGCGUGUACGACAUCUACCGCAACGAUGAAGACAUCCUGCUAUCUUUCAAGAACCGGGUCUCAUAUCUAGCAUACAAGGCCUACGAGCGUCGCAUCGUCCAGAAGCAGUCGUGGACAGACCUCAUGGUCGAACUCCAUCGUCUCGCCAUUGUGCACGCUGAAUCCAUUCUCGUCGAAAACUUCUACAACGCGGUCUUUGCCGGCUGCACUGGCCUCUCUCUCGACAGCUCUACCCUCACAGUACUGAGAGACCUCUUCCGCCUCUUCGGCCUGAGUAUAAUCGACUCGCGCAGCACCGAGUUCAUUUUGUCCGGGUCCAUCUCAGUGCAGCAACUCCAGCCCCUCACGUCCACCAUUCUCGAGCUCAUGAAGAAGAUCCGUCCGCACGCCGUCAGCCUCGUUGACGCCUGGUCCAUCCCGGAUUACCUGCUUGACAGUGCCCUUGGCCGCCAAGACGGUGAUGUGUAUAAUGCCCUGUGGAAAAAGGCGCAUCUGGAGAAUCCGCUUAAUUUGGAUACGUUUAACCCAGAUUUUAGUACAGAGGAGAUCAUAAUGGGCGAGGGAGCGGAAAAUGCGAGGAAGCGUGUGGAGAAGCUGGCUCUGGGUGUUUAUGGGCAUGAGCAGAGGAACGGUGGAUCGAAGCUGUGAAUAACUUAGAGAUUUGCCUGUGCCAAUAUAAAUUACAUAGAGCUUGAUGCUUAAUUUUCUCCUUUUUGUCGUCGAGAAUCAGUUCUUGCCAUGCACCUGCACUUCCCAAUGGAAACACACGGUCGCCAACCUUCAAAUCAUAAACAUCACUCUUAUAUAUCGCGGAAGGUAGGCAGAGGUUGAGUCUGUAACUUGCUCCCCGUUCGAGGUUUCAAGAUUUUCGAUGAUACAGGGCGCAAGACAAGGGUGCAUGAGGAAGAUCCCAA
Molecule: messenger RNA, 2510 nt
Organism: Aspergillus versicolor CBS 583.65
Lineage: Eukaryota; Fungi; Ascomycota; Eurotiomycetes; Eurotiales; Aspergillaceae
Exons: 1
Coding region: 145-2244 (699 amino acids)
Biological process (GO): fatty acid beta-oxidation using acyl-CoA oxidase; lipid homeostasis
Cellular component (GO): peroxisome
Molecular function (GO): FAD binding; fatty acid binding; acyl-CoA oxidase activity
Source: RefSeq, a predicted model, not a curated record